Molecule: messenger RNA, 3192 nt
Organism: Glycine soja
Lineage: Eukaryota; Viridiplantae; Streptophyta; Magnoliopsida; Fabales; Fabaceae
Exons: 3
Coding region: 1201-3129 (642 amino acids)
Biological process (GO): meristem development; meristem maintenance
Source: RefSeq, a predicted model, not a curated record
GCGAGUUCAUUCGAUCGAAUGAACCAUUUAAAAUGCAGGAAUUAUAAAACGAAACGUAAAUUGCAUUCGAAAUGUAAAGUUUACAGAAACUUAAAAUGGUUCACAAACAAACAUACAUUCUCCUUGUGUACUCGUUUCUCUCUGCGCUGGAUACUUUGAGUGUAUAAGGAUUCUGUAGAAAUGAUUUGCGACCCUCAAAAACUAACUAAAACUGCUAUAUAUAGACAUUCGAAAAUAAACUGCCCUAACGGUCGAACAUUAUCCGAAUGCCAAGUGUCCUGCCACGUACAUCUUACAUGCACAUAACUGCCCCUUAGAACGGUUAUCCAUCUUGCUCGAAGUCGAACUGGUUUAGUGAAGAUUUGUUCAGAAAUUAUGCUAAGUCCAGAACUCUUGCUGCCUCGACUUCGACUCGUCCAUACACCAGUUCGAAUUGCCCAAUAACUCGAAGUCCUCUUUCUUGUCUUAGCUUUGUACUUCGUAAAUACUCCUUUGAACCUGGGAAUUCCUUCUUAAAGACUCUCCUCUCUUUUCGAUUCGAGCAGGUCCUGGCCAGACUCUUGCUCUGUAAUACGCUCCGAACCUCGAGACGACAUCCAAUGCAUACUUAGAACAUAUUUUAGCUCGUCGAAAAUAUGGGCUAACAAAUUGCCCCCAAAAAAUGUCUGCUUCGAUUCGAGAUCGAAGGAAGAUGAGAAGUUGACAUUUUUUCUCUUCUACCAGCUUUCCUGAAACGACGUCACGAUCGCACGUUCACUGUGUAACCGUCGCCUCGAUCUCCAUUACCCAUCAUUAAUUCCACCUUUCUAGGCUGAGUGGGACACGUGUCACGCUGGGGAGUAAAAAGGGAAAUCUGAUGUGAUUGAUUUCUGACCCUUGAUUCUUAUUAUAUUAUUUUCCCUUUUUUUAAAGUGAAACCCCAUAAAUAGCGCCAGAACUACAGAUAAAACCCCUUCAGCUUCUUCCAAAACCCUUCUUCUUCCUUGUUUCUGAAACCCUUCUUCUUCUUUGCUUCAUAUUUCCGGCGAAACCUUUCUUGCUUUCAGAUCUUCCUAUUAACUUGUUACUCCUUUCAUCAUCAACCUCACCGUAUCUCUGAGCUUCGCCAACUGUUCUUCGUGAACCCAAGCUCUCACUCACUGAUUCUAUCAACUACAAAACCCUUCACGAGAAAAUCAUCCUUUUUUCAGAUUUCUCAUAAUGUCGCAAGGCCAAGCAGUUCCGUUUGCUGGGAAAUGGCACCGUUUCACAGUCAGGAACGACGGAGAGAAGGUGGUUCCAGAACCACAAGGUGACGCCGAACACACAGAAAUCUGGGAAUCGGAGGUGAUGAUCCCUUUCGCAGUAGAAAGGACAGUUUACGCUUUCGGUGGACCUCUGCCAGACCAAGAGUCACUCUCGAGUUCAAUGAACAAGGUAUUCCCCUGCUACCCAACUUGCGAACCUAGGAUUUUUGAUAGUGAGCCUUACAACUUCAAUUGUUUAAGCAAACCCCACAAACUCUUUCGAUCCGCCCCGUCAAUAGCCCAUAGGGAUUACAUACCUUGGCUUGAUCGAGUCGAACAAGCGUAUGAGGAUUUCUGGAAGACAUAUGGCAUAUUUGACUUAAUACAAUUCUCUCGAUUUGGUCCUGAAUAUCGACCAGAAAUGCUGAUAGCAGCUAUGCAUUUUUUCGAGUCUUCUACCAACACCUUUCAAUUUAAAUGUGGUAUGAUGACCCCUACUCUUUUAGAUGUAGCUGCCCUCACAGGCCUUAGGCCUAGCGGAGAAACGUAUGAUCCCACUAAAUCUAGUGAUAAUAUCAAGCUAGUAUAUAAGGAGAACACCUUUUCCAAAUAUAUAGCUGAACACAAAGGAUCGGUCGAAGAGGAAGUCUCUGAUGAAGAGCAUGUAGCCUUCUUGACCCUAUGGCUAUCUCACUACGUCUUUUGCACAAAAUCCUUGCAAGUAGCCAAAAGAUUUAUUCCAAUGGCAAUACAAAUUCAUGAAGGUCAGAGCUUUGGAUUUGGACGCCUCUUGUUAGCAGUACUAUACGAAUCGCUUGGUGAGGCAUGCGAUGACCUGAAGAAAUCGAAGGAUGGGUCUUCCUUCUUAGUAUCUGGGCCUAUGUGGCUUCUCCAGUUGUGGCUUAAUGCCACUUUCGAACAAGAAAUGGGAUUAAUAAUCCCACAAGAUUAUGCUGAAGAAGUUGCCAAUCGCUCGAUCGAAGGCCAGAGAGCACUUCGAUUAACACCCAAAACCUUCGAUCAAAACCCACAAAAGCUGUUCCUCAAGUACAUGAAGAUUUUUCUGAGUUUUGACAAGUUUCUUCCCCAACAUGCUCCAUUCAUUAGUCGAGAGGUCGGCCCGGCCUGGUUCACUGACGAUUUUCCUGCUGUCGAUCCGGACAAUGAAGAAGAAGUGAAUGAAAUAUGGUCAUUUUAUUUGAAUCCACAGAUCCUGUCCUGUCGUACAGGUGUUCAAUCGAACUAUUUAGGCCUGGUUGGAUACCAGCCAAAUUUGGUUUCAAGACAAUUUGGCCUCUCACAGAUCCGUCCCAAAAGCUUGUUCGAAGAUCCUAGAGACGUCAUAAGAGGGGCCAAUCUUUCAGAAAAGACUUUCAAGAAAUUUUUGAAGAUUUCUCUUGAUGAAAAUUAUAACCUGCAUCCUUUUGAGUUCAACCAUUCCCACUUCUGCACCAUGGGAUUUGUUACCUGGUGGGAGAAAUAUUAUUCGGGCCGUUCGGUCGGAGACACAACUAUCAUGAUUUCCAGACUUGAGAGUGGUUUUACCCAACCAACGGUCGAAAAUAUCCGCUCAAACCUUCAAGCUCGAGGCAAAACAAUCAUGACAAAGAAAAUUGUUGAAACGUCUCGAGCUGAUGUGAGACCCAAGAAACCCACUGGGGUGAAGAUCCAAGAAUGGAAACAAGAAGAGAAGAGUCAAAAGAAAGAUGAUAGCACCGAGACUACCACGACCUCAAAACGCUCGAAGCGUGUGGUCAUCGAAUUCGACGAAGAAAAAGAUGCAAGUUUUAUUUCUAAUGUCAAUAUUAUAACUCUCUUUCAAGUCUAUAUUCUGACAUUUCUCUACCCUCAUAACACAGGAAGAAGAGGAAAGACCUCUUGUAAGAAAGAGAAAAUCACCUGAGACUUCGACCAAAUCUGCUGUCCAAACAGAGGCAGGCGAUUCCCAGGCUCAAAUGCCUAAGAA